Gastrolobium bilobum is the source of this 965-nucleotide messenger RNA. RefSeq names its product probable WRKY transcription factor 69. Gene Ontology annotation, molecular function: transcription cis-regulatory region binding; DNA-binding transcription factor activity. The record is from RefSeq and is a predicted model, not a curated record. Gene Ontology annotation, biological process: regulation of DNA-templated transcription. The coding region runs from base 137 to 916 and encodes 259 amino acids. Gene Ontology annotation, cellular component: nucleus. NCBI's taxonomy places the organism in Eukaryota, Viridiplantae, Streptophyta, Magnoliopsida, Fabales, Fabaceae. The transcript is spliced from 3 exons.
GAAAGCAACUUGGGGGCUUUGCCAUUAUCACUUCCCUGUCCUUAUUCCUUCUAUAUUUCUCUCUCUAAUAAACCAAAGUUCUGAUCUUGAUCCUCUUACCUCUGAAAACUCCAUAUCUCAGAUCAAGCUUGCAGCUAUGGACAGUAAUGCCUCCCCCAAACUUGAGUCAGAAACAUCUUCAGAGCUCAAAGCAGAAACUCAAGCAUCCAAGAAAAGGAAAAUGGUUGAGAAAACAGUUGUUGCAGUGAGGAUAGGAGAGAAUGUUAGCAAGUUGAAGAAUGAAGGGCUACCUUCUGAUUUUUGGUCAUGGAGGAAAUAUGGACAAAAGCCAAUCAAAGGGUCUCCAUAUCCAAGGGGCUAUUACAAGUGCAGUACAUCAAAGGGUUGUUCAGCUAAAAAGCAAGUAGAGAGAUGCAGAACAGAUGCUUCAAUGCUCAUCAUUACCUAUACCUCUAACCAUAACCAUCCAGGUCCUGCAGCACUCCCCACCUCAAAUUCACCCCAACAACUAAAAGAAUCAGAAACUGAAACCACCGAAGAAUUCCCAGUUACCUCGAAAGAGGAAGACCAAGAACAGAUAGAAGAACAAAUGAAUGAUAAGUCCACUAUGACCAGUGAUCAAGUUACAAAAGAAGAAAACUUUCGUUACUUGCAAUCUCCAAUACGCUGCUCCGAAGAGAUCAUUAUAGAUCAAGAAGAUCCUUUCAAACUAAACACGGAGAAAAGCCAUGACAGAAUAGAUCUUCUCUUAGAGGAACAGCCCUUUUGUUAUGCACAGCUCAAGAACUUCUCAGCAUCUAAAUCAGAAGAACUUGACUUUUUCGAUGAGCUUGAGGAGCUACCCAUGUCUUCAUCUUUCUUACACUUUACUAGGAGCAUUUUUUCCGAUGAAAGGAUUCCUGUUGCCCCUUCUUGAUUCAAGUGUUUUUUGGUGCUUGCCACCCGGAAGAAUCUAACUAUUGUAU